This is a messenger RNA of Medicago truncatula (barrel medic), 868 nucleotides long. RefSeq lists its product as uncharacterized. The transcript has 3 exons. The coding region runs from base 159 to 524 and encodes 121 amino acids. Gene Ontology annotation, biological process: proton motive force-driven ATP synthesis. Lineage: Eukaryota; Viridiplantae; Streptophyta; Magnoliopsida; Fabales; Fabaceae. The record is from RefSeq and is a predicted model, not a curated record. Gene Ontology annotation, molecular function: proton transmembrane transporter activity.
AAAGAUACGUAGAAAGAAAGAAAAUAAAAAAGUCGAUAAAACACACAUCACACAAGGUUAGAGAGUUCAGUUCAGUGACUCGUAUCCUUGGUGCUUGCAGCGUCGGGAGGUAGCGGCGGCGAAUAAAUUCCGAUUACUGUGUUUAUUCAUUCAACAAGAUGUCGAAGUUGCAGCAGUUGACAUCAAAAGUGUGUCAAGCAUCCCAAUUUAUAACCAAACAUGGAACUUCUUACCACAAGCAGCUGUUGGAGAAGAACAAGGAAUACAUUCAGGAACCUGCUACAGUAGAGAAAUGCCAACUUCUGGCCAAGCAACUAUUUUACACUCGCCUCGCUAGUAUUCCAAAUCGUUGCGAGUCCUUUCAUAAGGAACUUGAUUAUGUCAAGCAAAUCUGGAAGAAUAAGCAAGAUUUAAAGAUUGAAGAUGCAGGUAUUGCUGUUUUGUUUGGCCUGGAAUGUUAUGCGUGGUUUUGUGCUGGUCAGAUUGUUGGAAGGGGAUUUACUUUCACAGGAUACUAUGUCUGAUAGUAACCACUUUAUAAUGUUCGAUUUAGCGGGCUCUCUAUACUCAUAAAACCAGGAGUACUGUCAUUUAUAACAUUAUGCUGAUUUUGGGCAUUCUACAAGCAAUUUGUCAUUCUUUUCUGUGAGGAAAAAAAGGUUGAGAAACUAGUGGUUAAUAAGCCUCGGUAACCUCUUGUAUUUGAAGCGGGAUAUACAAUGCAUUCUUCUUUUAUCAUGUUAGAAAGCUAGCGGAUAAUUAUUUUCCUGUAAUUUUUUAAUCAUUUUUGCCAUUUUUAAUAAAUAUUAAUGUUUUUAGCUUUGCAUGAAAUACUACAAUGAGAAUAAAAACUGUUGAAUUUUGCUAG